UGAUGCUCGUGCAGAGGACGGAGCCUCCGCAGUCUGCUCCGCGCGCCUCCGCAGCCCCUUCCCCGGGAUUCUACCUCCUGUCCCCGCUGUGGAGCCUCACUGAGAGCCGCCGGCACACGCCGCUAAAGACGAGGAUGCGACAGGUCAGAUUCGCUCCCUCGUGUUUCUCCUGAGCGAUGACGAUGGGCCGGAGGGAGACGUCAUGCUGGUGAGGCCAACCAGCCGCAGUCCAUCCCUGAAAACCCAGCGCGGAUACACCAACUGACACGACCAUGCCCCGUUUGCCCCCGUGAUUCGCCUCCCCUGACCUCCGCAGUUUCCCUCGGGCCCGAUCAACCCCUGUGAAGCCAGCAUGGCGACACCCUUUCUGUGGAAGCUGUCCUCCCAGAAGCUGGGCUUCUUCCUGGUCAGCUUCGGGUUCAUCUGGGGCAUGAUGCUGCUGCACUUCACCAUCCAGCAGCGAGCCAGCCACGAGAACAGCGCCGUGCUGCGGCAACAGAUCCUGGACCUGAGCAAGCGCUACAUCAAAGCUCUGGCUGAGGAGAACCAGAGCGUCAUGGACGGGCCCUAUGUCGGUACCAUGACCGCUUAUGACUUGAAGAAGACCCUAGCAGUGUUGCUGGAUAACAUCAUGCUGAGGCUGGGCAAGCUAGAGUCAAAGGUAGAGAUCAUCUACAACAGUACAGCGGGAAACCUGACCAGUAGCACCAGCACAGCCAUACCCAGUGCCACCAACUCUGAGAAGGUCAACGUGGCAGACCUCCUAAAUGGAGCCCAGGAGAAGUGUGAGCUGCCGCCCCUGGAUGGUUUCCCUCACUGCGAGGGCAAGGUCAAGUGGAUGAAGGACAUGUGGCACACAGACUCCUGCUACUCCAACUACGGCGUGGAUGGAUCCACCUGCUCCUACUUCAUCUACCUCAGUGAGGUGGAGAACUGGUGUCCUCGUCUGCCCUGGAGGACGAAGAUCCUGAAUGAAGAAAUCGACAGGAGGGGACAGGCCGAGUUCCGCACCAGUUUCCAGGAGCUUAACCGGGUGAUGUCACAACGGGAGGAGUUCCGCUGGAUGAUGCUGAGGAUCAAGCGCAUGGCUGAUCCGUGGGUCGCCGCCAUCCGCUCGCUGGCCUCCAAGCAGAACCUGGCCAAGCGUCGGAGGAAGAAGGUCUUGGUUCACCUGGGCCUCCUGACUAAAGAGUCUGGCUUCAAGAUCGCAGAGAACGCCUUCAGCGGCGGCCCACUGGGAGAACUGGUCCAGUGGAGUGACCUCAUCACCACGCUCUACCUGCUGGGCCACGACGUUCGCAUCUCAGCCUCCCUGGCCGAGCUCAAAGAGAUCAUGCGGAAGGUUAUGGGGAACAAGUCCAGUUGCCCGACGCAGGGCGACAAGGUGGUCGAGCUCAUCUACAUCGACAUCGUGGGACUGACCCAGUUCAAGAAGACACUGGGACCUUCCUGGGUCCACUACCAGUGCAUGCUGCGGGUGCUGGACUCGUUCGGGACGGAACCGGAGUUCAACCACGCCCACUACGCCCAGUCCAAGGGCCACAAGACGCCCUGGGGGAAGUGGAACCUCAACCCGCAGCAGUUCAACACCAUGUUCCCUCACACCCCAGACAACAGUUUCCUGGGCUUCGUGGUGGAGCAGCACCUCAACGCCAGCGACAUCAGGCACAUAGACGACGUCAAGAGGCAGAACCAGUCGCUCGUCUACGGAAAGGUCGACAACUUCUGGAAGGAUAAGAAGAAAUACCUGGACAUCAUCCACGGCUACAUGGAGGUUCACGGCACGGUGCACGGCACCAGCACGGUGCACCUGCCGAGCUACGUCAAGAACCACGGCAUACUGAGCGGCCGAGACCUGCAGUUCCUCCUCCGGGAAACCAAGUUGUUUGUGGGUCUGUCGUUCCCGUACGAGGGUCCCGCUCCGCUCGAGGCCAUCGCCAACGGCUGUGCCUUCCUCAACCCCAAGUUCAGCCCCCCGAAGAGCAGCAAGAACACCGACUUCUUUAAGGGCAAACCCACCAUGAGAGAGCUGACCUCCCAGCAUCCGUACGCCGAGGUGUACAUCGGGGAGCCCCACGUCUGGACCGUGGACAUCGACGACCCAGUGGAGGUGGAGAAGGCCAUCCGCUCCAUCCUCAGCCAGAAGAUCGAGCCCUACCUGCCCUACGAGUUCACCUGUGAGGGGAUGCUGCAGAGAGUCAACGCCUUCAUCGAGAACCAGGACUUCUGUCACGGGCAGGUGAUGUGGCCUCCGCUCAGCGCCCUGCAGGUCAAACAGGCCGAGCCCGGGCACACCUGUAAGCAGGUGUGUCAGGAGGAGCAGCUCAUCUGUGAGCCGUCCUUCUUCCAGCACCUCAACAAGGACAAGGACCUGGCCAGGUUUGGCGUGGACUGUCAGACGGUGGAGUCGAGCUCCGACACGUUGGUCCCGGCGUACAGCGACACGCGGCGUCACUGCAUCUUCCAAUCCGACCUGCUGCUGUUCAGCUGCGCCGGCGCCCACCAGACGCUGCGCCGCAUCUGCCCCUGCCGCGACUACAUGAAGGGCCAGGUGGCGCUGUGCAAAGACUGCCUAUAG
Molecule: messenger RNA, 2578 nt
Organism: Pleuronectes platessa (European plaice)
Lineage: Eukaryota; Metazoa; Chordata; Actinopteri; Pleuronectiformes; Pleuronectidae
Gene: mgat5
Product: alpha-1,6-mannosylglycoprotein 6-beta-N-acetylglucosaminyltransferase
Biological process (GO): protein N-linked glycosylation
Cellular component (GO): Golgi apparatus
Molecular function (GO): alpha-1,6-mannosylglycoprotein 6-beta-N-acetylglucosaminyltransferase activity
Source: RefSeq, a predicted model, not a curated record